This is a messenger RNA of Morchella importuna, 1035 nucleotides long. RefSeq lists its product as uncharacterized. The record is from RefSeq and is a predicted model, not a curated record. NCBI's taxonomy places the organism in Eukaryota, Fungi, Ascomycota, Pezizomycetes, Pezizales, Morchellaceae. The coding region runs from base 1 to 1035 and encodes 344 amino acids. The transcript is spliced from 5 exons.
AUGUCUACCGUCGACGAAACCGAGACCCCACAAGUCGUCACUGACGCCCCAACAACGCCAAUGUCCAAGGUCGAGCAACAAUUAGCUGCUGUAUCCCUACAAAAUACAGGCAGUGAGAUGACUCCAGAGCAGUGUAAAGAGAGACUUCAGGACCAAGUCAAGACCAAGAAACUUGAGGCGUUCUACCCCGAAAUUCCGAAUGAGCUCGCCGAAAAGGCUGCUAAGAUGGUCAACGAGCUGCGGGCUAAGGGAUGUUCGAGGGAAAUGGCAAAUCAGUUUGCUAUCAUGACACUUUAUGACCUUGCCAUUCUUAUUGAUGACUCCGACUCUAUGAAGUACGAGGAGAAUGGUGAGCGCAUUAAGACUGUGCAGAAGACCCUCGACAACAUUGCGAACGUCUACGGUCUUGCAAGGGACCAAGGUAUCAUCACAGUCAGAUUCUUGAACGCACCUCAAGGAAAGAAAAAUGUCACCGUCAAGACUGUCAAAUCCGUCCUCAAAAACCACAAUUACGGGGGUGUUACCAGAAUAGGUACCGAGUUGAAGAAGAAGAUCCUUGAUAGGUUCGUCACCAAUGAUAUGGCAAAGCCUUUGCUUAUUAUGAUUAUCACUGAUGGAGCGCCCGAGGGUGAAGCCACCGGACUUCUGGAAACUGUCAUUAUCAACUGUAUCUCAAACCUGUCAAAGGCGGGUGCCAAGGGGCCACAAUCUGUCGCGUUCCAGUUCUCUCGUGUUGGAAACGAUACUGGUGCCCAGAAACUGAUUCAGGACCUUGAUGACCAUCCUUCGGUAGGACAAUACAUUGAUUGCCUGCCAAUGAACAACAGACUUGAGGACAUCAAGGACAAAGAGAAGAAGUGGAUUUUGUUGUCAAAACUUCUUCUUGGAGCCAUUUCACCAUACUGGGAUUCAACUGAAGAAAUUGAAAACACGAAACAAGAUAUCGAAGGAACGAGGGACGAUGCGAGUGAUGUGGAGGACGAGCCUGACAGCACGCCUCCCUCGGAUCUUGAGGACGAGGAGGAUGACGAGUAG